Molecule: messenger RNA, 2499 nt
Organism: Triplophysa rosa
Lineage: Eukaryota; Metazoa; Chordata; Actinopteri; Cypriniformes; Nemacheilidae
Gene: il11a
Product: interleukin 11a
Exons: 5
Coding region: 406-996 (196 amino acids)
Biological process (GO): positive regulation of cell population proliferation; positive regulation of MAPK cascade
Cellular component (GO): cytoplasm
Molecular function (GO): growth factor activity; cytokine activity
Source: RefSeq, a predicted model, not a curated record
AUUAGACUUACACUCGCAUCCCUCUCUGUCUCUCCCUGCAUACACCUCUCUGUCCCUCACCGUGUCUCUUUCCAUCCUCAGUCGCGUUUAUUAAACCUAAACAACAUAUUGGGACUGAAUAGAGCCUUUAUCUUGGAGCAACUUUUGCUGCUUUUUUCUUGUUCUCGCUCAUUCUGCACUUUUGUCAUUCAUUCAUUUUCCUCCGCACCUCACACUCUUCCUCUGUAAACUGCUGUCUCGAGCCGAGAGAGAGAGAGAGAGAGAGAGAGAGAGCGAACUUUGGGAGCACGUGACAAUAUCUGGAGCUUCAUUUAUUUAUUAAUUUUUGACCGUUUUAUUUAUUUAUUUAUUCAUCCGCUUAUUUAUUUGCAACUUAUCAACUUUUUAUCAAGGACCUGGACAAAUAUGAAAUUGCUGGGCGAAUCCUCUUCAUCUCUGCUCCUGUCGCUGCUGUUGGCUCAGCUGCAUCUCUUAACGUCGGCCUUCCCUUCCCGGAGAAUUCACACUGAUUUAGACAAUCUGACAAAUCAGACCAGGCACCUUCUCAAGCUGACUCAGGAUCUGCUGAAAGAUCCAGUGUUUGGCACAGAUAUUGAGCACCACAGAUUCAAGUCUCUUCCAGCGAUUAGUAACAGAGUCAGUGACCUUAAUACUCUGGAGUUCAAACCUGCUCUUUCUCAGCUCCAUGCAGACCUAAAGUCCUUUGAGCACCAUUUUGAGUGGCUGAACAGAAUAACACGCAAACAGCUCCACAGCUCAGUACCAAAGCUGACAGACAUGAUCUCCCACAUUAAGAGCCUUAUAAACUCCUUACAGCGUCAGAUGACACGAGCAGAGGCUACCCGGAUCCCCGUCCCCUCUCCCUCGCUCCCACCCAAUCCCUCCUUCCACUGGGAGGUGGUUCAGUCCUCUCAGGAACUCCUGCAGCAGUUCAGGCUCUUCUGUGAUUGGGCCUCACGAGUGUUCCUUACUCUUAAAUCUAGAUCACCAGCAUGAGAAACCUCUAUGGUGUAGUGCAAACAACAGUGGAGAAUAAACGGCCUGGACUCAAAGACCAACUGCAGCCAAUUCCUUGAUCGGCGUGACAGACUGAACCAGUAAGGCAACAGUAGUGAUGAAAUCUACAUGCUGCCUUCUUUAGCCCACUGGCACAUUGCACCAGGAGUUCAAACAUAAAGACUAAUGUCACCUGUCUGGAUAUUGUGGUCUUCAUAUCAGUCUGAGGCCUGAUCAGUGAAAGAGUCUGAUCAUGAACUGCACUCUAGUCGACACCCUGCUUCUGACGCUUCAUUUAACCUUCAUUUGCUUUUCUUUUUUUACAAUUCAUUUUCAGACCUAUUUGUUAUUUAUGUAUUUAUUUAUUUAUUAAUUAGUUAUUUAUUUGAUAUUAUUUAUUUGAUUUAUCGAUAAAUAUGUCAAGCAGAUUAUGUCAACAUUCAGUUAGGAAGUAAAUGUAUUUUUUCUUUCUUUGAUUUCUGUCUGUCAGCUUCUCCUCUACCACAACAAACCACAUUUUAUAACUUCUGUGUCUCUUUUUAAAUGUUUUGUUUUUCUUAUUGUCAUAAUUUCCUUUUCACUGUUACUUAGGUCACAAUACUCUGCCACUAAAUGUAGCAAUAUAUUUGGGAGUUUAAUGUGCUGGAUGAGAGGGAAUAAGCACUGACCUGAACUCUGCUUGUAUUUCUUUUUUGUUGUUCUUUUCAUUUGCACAAUAUAAUGGAGUUUGUUUAAUCCUUUCUGUGAUUUGCAAACAUGUUUUGAUAAAACAAGCAACGCAAGCAAGCAUUCUCGUCCAUGAGAAAGAGACGACCCAAGACUUAAAAUACUGUGUAUUGUGAAACGUUGGUACUGUACAGCAGUACAUACAAGCUCCCGAAUGUAAAUUGGUGUAUACAAUGCAAUUAUGUAUAAUAUACUUUUCUAUAAUAUAAGGUUCAGUGCUUUAUCAAUGUGUUGCAAAAUCAACAUUGUUACAUUCCUCCCUCUUUAUUAAGAUUUUGAUACAGUAUUUACUAUUUAUUGAUAUUAUUGUUGCGGUUAUUAGUAAUUAUGUUUAUAAUAGUUAUUAUUUUCAAAUUAUUUAUUUUCACUCAUCAGAAGUCAAACAUCUGUUUUGUACUUUUAUACUUCUUAUUAUCAUCUCUGUUUAGGUCAGUUUCCAUGUCUGAAGGUUUCUACAGACAUGUGCACUAAAACAUUUAGAAACUGACUUGGGGGCGGUUUCCCGGACAGGGCUUAAAUCUAGUCUCAGACUAAUUUAAAUGGGAGUGUCUUGAUUGAAAACAACUUGCACUGGCAUAUCUUAAAAUAUAUCAGUGCAAUUGUUUUGUCUCGAGAUGCACAUCAUUAAUGUUUCUUUGUAAAAUAUGUAUUUGAAAACGCCUUAAAUAUCCUAGUUUAACUAAGGCCUAGUCCUGGUUUAAAAUAAUCCCUGUCCUGGAAACCGCCCCUUUGUGUUCAACUGUUUGCCUUGUGUUGUGAGAGAGACAAUAAAGAAAU